This is a messenger RNA of Cladophialophora carrionii CBS 160.54, 2979 nucleotides long. RefSeq lists its product as uncharacterized. The record is from RefSeq and is a predicted model, not a curated record. Gene Ontology annotation, biological process: glutathione metabolic process. Gene Ontology annotation, molecular function: 5-oxoprolinase (ATP-hydrolyzing) activity. The coding region runs from base 1 to 2979 and encodes 992 amino acids. Lineage: Eukaryota; Fungi; Ascomycota; Eurotiomycetes; Chaetothyriales; Herpotrichiellaceae. The transcript has 4 exons. Gene Ontology annotation, cellular component: cytosol.
AUGGCGGCCCCUGGACAACUAAUCGUCGGUGUCGACGUGGGAGGGACCAACACAGAUGCCGUCCUCCUAGAUACCUCCAAGAACGGGUCUGAAGCCGUGUUAGCAUCUUACAAGGCCCCAACCACCGCCAACGUGACGCUCAGUGUUCGCGAGACACUGAAAGUUCUGCUGGCCACUUCGCCAGUUGACCACGCCAAUGUAUCUGCCAUCGCGAUUGGCACUACACAUUUCAUCAAUGCAAUACUCGAACGCGACGCUGCCCGCCUGGAGAAAGUUGCAAUCUUGCGACUGGCCUCGUACAACUUCUCUGGCAGCACGCCGCCGUGCGUGGAUUGGCCCCAAGACUUGAAGAACAUCAUCCACGGCUACUCGGCUCUCAUACCGGGAGGGUGCAACAUCGAUGGCCAGCUGAUUGCCGAUAUCGACGAUGAUCGAGUCCGCGAACAGGCCGAUAUCAUCAAGGCAAAGGGACUGAAGAAUGUUGUGGUUGUUGGCAUCGGAUCGCCCGUCGACCACCACCACCAUCAAGAACAGCGCGUGCGGAACAUCCUGCAAGAAUCCUUCGAGUCUUCUCAACACAAGGUGAACAUCGUCUGCUCUCGAGAUGUGGCAGGCAUGGGUCUCCUUGCGCGCGAAAAUGCGGCGAUACUCAACGCUUCCAUCUUGAGCUUUGCUCAGCGGACGAUCCGCUCUCUCCAGAUCGCGCUGAAACAUGUCGGCCUGCAAUGCCCGCUCUACUUGACCUCCAACACCGGGCAUCUUUUACCUCUGGCGGAAGCUUCGCUGUUUCCCAUAAAAAUCUUCUCUUCGGGUGCGACCAAUUCGAUUCGCGGCGCAGCUUUCUUGGUCGGCUCAAACAUUGAGCAGACUGGCAGCGUGGUCGUGGACAUCGGAGGCACAUCGACAGAUGCUGGACUUCUGCUUAAGAACGGCUAUCCUCGCUUGGCGAGGAGCUAUUCAGAUGUCGCUGGAAUCAAAGUCAACAUGGAAAUCCCCUCAGUUGAGAGCAUUGCACUUGGUGGAGGAUCGAUCCUACAUCUUGCAUCAGACGAGAGUCAAAUCUCGAUCGGUCCUCAAAGCGUCGGGCACGACAUAGCGGAAAAGGCGUUAUGCUUUGGUGGUACGACGAUAACUGCAACUGACGUGGUGGUGGCUUCGGGAAGCGUCUCUCUCGGGAAACAAACAGUCAAGCUCAGCGACAAGGUCAUCCAUGGGGCCAAGGCCAGGAUCAAGAAGAUGCUGGAAGCAGUUAUCGACCGCUCAAAGUUGUCCCCGGACCCUUGCACGGUCAUUCUCGUUGGAGGUGGUGCCAUUCUCUGCCCCGAGCGACUAAGCGGCGUCAGUAAGAUUAUCGUCCCUGAACAUGCUGGUGUAGCAAACGCAAUCGGCGCAGCCAUGGCCCAGAUCUCUGCCUCCUCCCAGUUGAUUUGGGAAGGACACGAUGUUCAGGUGGGCAUCAAUCGGGUCAAGGACGAGGCCAUAGAGCGGGCCAUCAAGAAGGGCGGGACCAGUGCCAACAUUACAGUACUGAAUGUAGAAUCAGCCGGAGUGCCUUACACCCAAGGUCAAACAGCCAUUAAAGUGGAGGUAGCCAUGCCAGCAGAUCACGCCAGACUCCGCCAAGAAACUCAUAUGUGCAGGGAAGAUGACGUGGAGGGUGCCGAAGAAGAGUUGUUCGAAGGGACCAAGAGGCACGAACUGCCGCGGAGUGAUGAACCCCCCGACACCGUGGACCUGCAUAACUACCGCCCUCAGGUGACCAAGGACGGACUGUGGUACUUGUCCGAGACAGACAUCCGCUUCCUGGAAAUUGGCUGCUAUAUCCUCGGUUCCGGAGGUGGAGGAUCGCCCUAUGCCGGAGCCUUGGUACUGCGCCAGCUAUUGUCUGAAGGGGAGACGGUCACUAUCGUCAGCUGUGACCACCUAAAGGAGGAGGAUGUGAUACCUUCGGUUGCUGGGAUUGGUACUCCUGCCGUGGGCAACGAGAAGCCCGGUGGAGACGGAGUCAUUCAUGCCCUUGACUUGAUGGCUGAACACUUAAAGGUCACGUUUACUCACUUACUCGCGUGUGAGAUAGGAGGAGGAAAUGGUUUGACUCCCCUGCUUUGUGGCUCAUCAAGAUACUACAACAUCCCGACUGUGGACGGCGAUCUCAUGGGUAUAGCCUACCCAGCAUUUGAAAUGGUGUCCACAUACGUCAACUCGGGCUCUGUCAAUGCCCUGCUCCCGGUGACCCUUAGCGAUGGGACUGGGCAGAAUAUCGUCGUCCUCGGCGAUCGAACGGAUGAGGAGGCCCCCGGAAAAGAAAUCAGAGAUGCUUGUGUGGCCAUGGGACUAGCUUGCGGAGCAGCUGGUGUUCCCCUGAGCGGGCGGCAGAUGCAAGCCGCAGGAAUUCCGAACUCGUACUCUCUGGCCUGGCGAAUUGGUCGUGUCGUGUCCAUGGCGAAACAGUCAUCGUCGCUGUCAGCCUUACCUGAAGCCUUGAUCGAAGAGGUCGGCGGCAGUCGAUCUGCCAAACGGUUGUUUCAAGGCAAGAUCCGCAGUGUUGAAAGCGUCCUGACCUCCACAGCCCACAGUCUAGGCAAGGUUACCAUCGAAGCAAUCAGCGAGGACGAGAUGGAAUUCAGCACCGACGGAGCGUCAGAUUACGCUGCGGUCGUGGUUCCGUUCAUGAACGAGAACCUGGCUGUCAUCGGCAGGGACGACGACGACCGAGAGGAAGUUCUUGCGACUGUCCCGGAGCUGAUAUUUCUGCUGGACGUCUCGACAGGAGAGAAUAUUGGUACGCAGGAGUACCGGUACGGCUUGAAGGUGACUGUGAUGAGCAUGGCUCCGCAUCCUGUUUGGACGUCGAAUCGGGGUCUUGAGGUUGGCGGGCCCAAAGCUUUCAAUCUGCCCUAUGAGUACAGCUCGAGUCUGGAGUACACGAAACCACGCAGCGUCAUUGAUGAGUUUCGAUCGGAAAUUGAUGGUGAAUGA